UAAUAGUUUCCCGAAUGACCAGAUAUGUCUAGUCUUUUCCUGGAAUUUAUCCGUUGUUUAAUGUUUUCUAUCAUAUGCUUCACUUUCCAGCUAUCAAGGUUCAAUCCAGAUGACCAUGAUGGGAACCGUGAUAAACCUAUAAAAUAUGGUGUUCAUGGGAAGCAAAUAAGUUCACAUAAGGCAAUCUCACUUCCAUCAUCUCCUCAAUGUUUUGGCAAUCAAGCUUCUCUUAGGGGUGAGGCAAGUACAACAUUUGCCAAUCCUGAUAUGAUGUUAAUAUUCAAUAAAGUGCUGGAAUCAUCAAAGAUUCUGAAGAAGCCAUUGUUACCCUUUCAAGAAUGGAACAUUGAUUUUUCUGAAAUAACCAUUGGAACCCGUGUUGGAAUCGGAUUCUUUGGGGAAGUUUUCUGUGGCACUUGGAAUGGAUUAGAAGUUGGAAUCAAGGUGUUUCUGGAACAAGAGCUGACUGUUGAGAAUGUUGAAGAUUUUUGCAAUGAAAUAUCUAUCUUGAGCCGUAUCCGCCACCCUAAUGUUAUUUUAUUCCUUGGUGCUUGUACAAAGCCUCCUCACUUGUCCUUGGUUACUGAAUAUAUGGAGAUGGGAUCACUGUAUUAUCUGAUCCAUGCAAGUGGACUGAAAAAGAAACUUAGCUGGCAAAGGAGGCUUAAAAUGCUUUGUGAUAUAUGCAGGGGACUGAUGUGCUUACACCGAAUGAAAAUAGUACAUCGUGAUCUGAAAAGUGCAAACUGCCUCGUGAAUAAGCAUUGGACAGUAAAGAUAGGUGAUUUUGGGCUGUCAAGAGUACUGACUACCACACCAAUGACGGAUUCUUCUUCUGCUGGAACUCCGGAAUGGAUGGCUCCAGAACUUAUUCGCAAUGAACCCUUCACUGAGAAAUGCGAUAUUUUCGGCCUUGGUGUCAUAAUGUGGGAGCUAUGCACACUCAAAAGGCCAUGGGACGGUGUACCGUCUGUUCAAGUAGUGUAUGCUGUUGCCAAUGAUGGUCAAAGGCUCGAAAUUCCUAAAGGUCCACUGAGCAAGUUAAUUGCAGAUUGCUGGGCAGAACCAGAUGAACGCCCUACCUCCCAGGAAGUUCUCGCGCGCCUCCAUGAGUGCGAAUGCUUCUUGCUGAGUUAAUUUGGUUCUUUUAAUUUGUGCAAACGCCAUAAUGGUAGUAUUGAGAGUUGUUGCAGGAGAUUUUUAAAUAAAUAUUUCUUUUUUAUGACUGGAUAUUGCUUCAGUUUCAAUAAAAGUGAACUGGUGAAAUAAAAUUUGCUUUCUUUUAUUUAUGC
This is a messenger RNA of Olea europaea var. sylvestris, 1292 nucleotides long. RefSeq names its product serine/threonine-protein kinase EDR1-like. Gene Ontology annotation, biological process: protein phosphorylation. Bases 25 to 1137 code for a protein of 370 amino acids. NCBI's taxonomy places the organism in Eukaryota, Viridiplantae, Streptophyta, Magnoliopsida, Lamiales, Oleaceae. The transcript has 7 exons. Gene Ontology annotation, molecular function: protein kinase activity; ATP binding. The record is from RefSeq and is a predicted model, not a curated record.